CGACGCCGCCAUCUUGGCCGGUGUAGGAUUCCCGAGUAUUCCUCACUUUUUUCCUCUCUGACUGCCUGUUUGUUGGUGGGGUCGGGGUGGGCUGAAUAAAAAAAAAAACACCCCCCCCCCCCCCCCCCCAACCCCCAAACCUCUCUCAUUCUGCCCCGGUAGGAGAAUGUCCGCCUUUUCUGAGUCAGCUCUGGAAAAGAAGCUGGCGGAGCUGAGCAACUCGCAGCAGAGCGUGCAGACGCUGUCCUUGUGGCUGAUCCACCACCGCAAGCACUCCAAGACCAUCGUGCUGGUGUGGCACCGAGAGCUCAAGAAAGCUAAACCAAGUAGAAAACUGACUUUUCUUUAUCUGGCAAAUGAUGUGAUCCAGAACAGUAAGAAAAAGGGACCAGAAUUUACCAAGGAUUUUGCUCCAGUUUUGGUGGAUGCGUUUUCACAUGUUUCAAGUGAAUCUGAUGAAAAUUGUAAGAAGCACUUGGAAAGAGUGUUAGCUAUUUGGCAAGAGAGGAUGGUUUAUGAAAACAACUUCAUCGAUCAGCUUAAACAAAUUCUUUUAACAGAGAAAAAGGCCAAGAAACGUACCUUUGAACAAAUACAGGAGGAAGAUGAUGAUGACUAUCUCUCCAACAGUACGCCUAAAGAACCACCAGAGACUGAGGAUCUAAUUAAGUCAUUGCAAGAGCUAGAAAAUGCAGCUUCUGGUGAUGCAGCUGUUCGACAGAAGAUUGCAUCAUUGCCACCAGAAGUUCAAGAUGUUUCUCUGUUAGAUAAAAUAACAGACAAAGAGUCCGCAGACAGACUUUCCAAAACUGUGGAUGAGGCCUGCAUGCUCUUGGCAGACUACAAUGGCAGACUGGCUGCAGAACUGGAAGAUCGCAAGCAGUUGGCACGUAUGCUGGCUGAUUACAUCCGUAGUCAAAACGAAAUCCUAGCAGAGAAGGAACGUAAACUGGAAGAGUACAAGCACAAACUGGCCAAGGUCACACAAGUGCGAAAAGAGCUCAAGUCCCACAUCCAGAGCUUACCAGAUCUUUCUCAGCUUCCAAAUGUGACCGGUGGCUUGGCCCCAUUGCCCUCUGCAGGGGAUCUCUUCUCCACUGAUUGAUCUGGUGGACUGUUCUGCUGAAAAGAGACUUGUUAAAAGGACAGGAAGGAAGGAGUGCACAAUUUACAGAGCCCCUCCCUACCCCCUACAUUGUUUUAAAAGGUCAGAAGCUUACUUUUGCUGUAGUGAUGCAGGGUUUCAGUGCUAGCAGAUGUGAACUAAACUAAGGCACUUAAAAAGAAAGAUAUCUACUUUUUGCAUACAGGAGACAGACCAUUUACCUGUAUACUGUUUUUCCCAGUUUGCAGCCGUUUAAUUGAGAGUCGUUAGACGUCAGAGAAUUGUCUUUGAAAACAAUUGCAGUAUUUAAGUCAUUUGAAAGACUUGUGUUUGAUUAGGAUCAGUGGGGCCAUAUUGUUAAUACAGAGGGUAGGCUGGUUAGCAUGUAGAUACCCUGAAAGCAUGGCUAGCUAGAAAGUUGCUAGUAGUUAACAGUCACCAUUGACAUUUGUAGCUUAUUUCAUAGAAACAGCAGCCAAGUAUGAACAGAAAUAAACAUUAAGUAGCUGUGAGACAUUGUUAAUGAAUGUGUUUUUUCACGUGACAUUCACCUCGCAGCGAUUGGCCACCAUAUUAUCAAAUUUUUUAAAAAGUACAGAAAUUAAGUUUGGAUUCCACUAGUUGACACCUGAACCAAGUACAGGAGCUGUGCUAAGCAAAUGCAGAGCAACAAUGUAGACAUCAGUAAAAGGCAUGCACCAUCCUGAACACAAUACCACUAAGUGUAACAAAGCCCCUGCACUGCAUGCUGCUUUCUGAAUUUAGUUGGAACGGGUGAGCUUUGCUGCUAUAUAUCAAAUUUAAAAAUAGUCAAUCGCUAGUGGACAGUGGAACAUCAACACCACAUCUGACUUUUAUUCAAUUUCAUGAAACAGAAUUUCAGCUAACAAAGCCAGUGUGUUGAAUGAAGCCUUAAUUUGCUCCUUUCCAAUUGGUGAUUUAAACAAAUGUAAUGAAGUUGCAUUCUUAAAAGUUGCUUUUAUUUUCUUUUUUUUGAAUGUGAUCACUAUACGAGAGAAGAAAAUUCAGAAGGAACACGACUAGUGACGUUUAAAUGUGAUAUUAUGAGCCCUAAGUAGUAUUGUAAUGAAUGUGUAUGACAUUGGCAGUUUGUUUUUCUUUUUUGUUUACUUAAAGGAUAAUGACACUGGCCGGGAAUAUAAAUGACUUUCAGUAUAAAUUACUCAGCCCAGAAAGAUUGUUUGCAAAAUAUCUUCCCACCUGAGAGGAAAGAUUUCUGUUUUACUGGUCAGGUAGCAACCUUUUGUUGGGCUCCCAGUUGGAAUGUACUUGCUCACAUUACAUAUACAGCUUCUGUUAAAUGGGGUGAGUCUGGAGCCUGAAAUUAGGAACAUUGAUGAUGAAAUUUCAGAUUUAAAAAGUACUCCAGAACUGAAAGAGCGAUCUAUCUGAGGCAAGUACUUUAAAUUGAAAGCAUCUCCUCACAUGUAGUUGGGUCUUGAAAUUGCACUGUGGGAUAAUAAAUGAAUGCAUAAUAUGUUGAAAUUUCCUGUUGCUAUUAUUGAAGGUGUAAAGUGUCCAGCUGGAUUGUGAUGAGAGGAAAUUCAUUGUAAUGUUCACUAUAAUCCCACAUAGUACUGUCAUUCAUUACCCUCUAAACUAUCACACACAAUUACCUUUCAAUCUGUAAGAUAUUUGUAUAUAUGCACAUUAGAUAAUUAUAGUCUUUACAAAUUCAGCUACUUUGUGUUAUAAACAUCUGUUACAGGUCCUGUAAAAAUUGUGCUUAAACCUUCUGUAAGCUGAAUUUUUUUGCAUAGCUCAAAUAUAUAGGUAUGUUGUGAAGUGUAAUUCUUCAGACUUUUCUAAUCUGAUUUAUUUCUGAUGGAAGCAUAAACAAAGUGUGUAUGUGUUUACCUUUCAAUCAAGAAAUGUGCACGUGAAGAAAUCUCUAGCAGAAAAGGAGACAAAAAUGCAUAAAAGAAUGCUAACAAGACCAGCUGCCAGAAACAAGGUUGCUACAGUUCAAAUAUCUUGCCCUGGCGAAGAAGGAGAAACAGUUACAUAUGCCUGUUGGAUGGGCUAGCCAUUUGGUUCCAGUAUUUUGUCUCUUACAUUUCAUUAAGGUUUCUCUACUAGUGCAUUUCCAUACAUUUCAAACUGUUCUGCGAUGUAUAAUAUUUAUAGAAUGGUAGAACUACAAAUGAUUUUAUUUAUAGUAUUCUAUGAAUAAACUUUUAAAAUAAAAGAGUAUCUUACAAGGUAAACUUCCAAAAUA
Molecule: messenger RNA, 3344 nt
Organism: Rhincodon typus (whale shark)
Lineage: Eukaryota; Metazoa; Chordata; Chondrichthyes; Orectolobiformes; Rhincodontidae
Product: regulation of nuclear pre-mRNA domain-containing protein 1B-like
Exons: 7
Coding region: 167-1105 (312 amino acids)
Biological process (GO): mRNA 3'-end processing
Cellular component (GO): RNA polymerase II, holoenzyme
Molecular function (GO): RNA polymerase II complex binding
Source: RefSeq, a predicted model, not a curated record